Boeremia exigua is the source of this 523-nucleotide messenger RNA. RefSeq lists its product as uncharacterized. The transcript has a single exon. The record is from RefSeq and is a predicted model, not a curated record. Lineage: Eukaryota; Fungi; Ascomycota; Dothideomycetes; Pleosporales; Didymellaceae. The coding region runs from base 38 to 439 and encodes 133 amino acids.
UCUGCCCCAAGCUGCAAUCUUGGAUCCAGCCGGAAACAUGGUGUUACCCUUAGGUAUGGCGCCAGCCUCAAUUGCGUACAUCAUCGCGACAUCCUCAGCAUGGUACUUCGAACCUGUGCCAUCCCAUUCGCGAAAUUCCCAAAUUUCUUCCCACAGAGUUGGCGCAUUAGCUUUAGCAAAGCUUUCCGCUUUCGUAGAACCUGUUCCACGUGCAGGACUUCCUAUAAAAACUCCCUUUCCAGGAACAAACAAAGCUGCAAUAACAAUUCCACCAGCACUCUUUUUCUUUGACAUAACCUCAUCAAAGGCAGACUUGGCGAUAGCUAGUAAUUCACUGUUGGUGAUUGUGUUGCCUGUCAUCAGUCGCAUGCCACGCCAGGUGUUCACGCCCCACUCACCACCAUCGGCCAUUUCUUCGGGAUCACAUCCACUGCCAUAAUCUGAUGAUGGUCUACCGGAGCUUCCAGCCCUGCGGAGGAGCUUGGAGAUGAGGCCUCGGACAACCUUCGUAGGGUUUUUCUUG